Molecule: messenger RNA, 2881 nt
Organism: Pollicipes pollicipes
Lineage: Eukaryota; Metazoa; Arthropoda; Thecostraca; Pollicipedomorpha; Pollicipedidae
Product: cytochrome P450 315a1, mitochondrial
Exons: 7
Coding region: 1-1533 (510 amino acids)
Biological process (GO): cholesterol metabolic process; cellular response to peptide hormone stimulus; C21-steroid hormone biosynthetic process
Cellular component (GO): mitochondrial inner membrane
Molecular function (GO): heme binding; iron ion binding; monooxygenase activity
Source: RefSeq, a predicted model, not a curated record
AUGAUUUUUCAUGUUCCGCCUCUUUCAGUGGAAUCGCCGCGGGCGCGCCCUUAUCGGGAGCUGCCGCGGCCGGCCGAGCCCGCCGGCUACCACCUGCGCGACCUGGCGCGCGCCGGCGGCCCCACCCACCUGCACGAGCUGAUCCACCGUCGGCACCGGCAGCUGGGUGGCCUCUUCGUUGAGGACAUCCAGGGUACCGAGGUGGUGUUCGUGGCCGAGAGCGGGUCAAUCCGCGACGUGCUGCGCCGCGACGCCGCCUGCCCGCAGUUCCUCGUGCCGCCCGCCUGGAGCGUCUUCAACCAGCUGCACGGCUGCCAGCGCGGCCUCUUCUUCAUGACCGGGCACAGGUGGCAGCACCACCGGCGCAUCAUGAAUCGCUACCUUCUGCAGCCUAGCCCGCACCGGCACGUGGCCGCCUUCAACCAGGUGAUCAGCAGCCUGCUGCGCCGCUGGCACCACCAGAUGGGCGGCCAGGUCAGCCACACCGAGGACGAGCUGUACACCUUCAGCGUCGAGAUCAUGGCAGCGCUGCUGUUCGGCGACAGCUUCGGCUGGGUGGCCGGCGUGCCAACGGCCGCCACCGACACCCGUCGCUUCGCCGGCCUCAUGCGCGAGAUCUUCAGCAGCUCGGCGACGCUGAGCACGAUGGACGCGGCGGCGGCGGCGCAGGACGCUGCGCCAGAGUGGCGCCGCUUCGAGACGGCCGUCCAGCAGGGGCUCGACAUCUGCCGGACGUACGUGGAGCAGAAGAUCGCGGACGUUGAGCAGCACCUGGCGGCCGGGAACCCGGCGGUCGGCAUCAUCGCCGAGAUCAUGCAAAACAACGAGGACGUGACCCGAGAGGACAUCGUCCGCAUCGUGGCCGACCUCUUCCUCGCGGCCGGCGACACGACCGCGCACAGCACGCAGUGGGCGCUCUACCAGCUGGGCCGGGACCCGGCGCUGCAGCAGCGCCUUCUGGCGGAGAUCCGACAGGUGGCGCCAGCCGGUGCGCCGCAGCUGACAGCCGCCCAGAUCGACCGCGUGCCGCUCGUGAAGGCGAUCGUGAAGGAGACGCUGCGCAUGUACCCGGUGGCGCCGUUCCUCACGCGCCUCAUCCAGGCGGACACCGUCAUCGGAGGGUACCAGAUACCGGCCGGGACGCCGCUCUGCGUGUCCCUCUACACGUCCGGCCGCGACGAGCGCUACUUCGCCGAGCCGCUGUCGUUCCGGCCCGAACGUUGGCUACGGUCGCCAGCCGACCCCGCCGACCCCGCCUCCGACGCCGAGUACCACGGCAAGGACGUCGUGCACGGCUCGGUGCACGACGAGCACGGCCGGCAGCACCGGCACGCCUGCAUGCCGUUCGCGGCCGGCGUGCGCGGCUGCAUCGGCAAGCGGGUGGCCGAGCUGCAAAUGCAGCUGCUGCUGGCGCGGCUUGUACACACCUUCCGGCUGCGGGCGGAGAACGACCGGCCGGCCGCCUUCCUGAUGCGCAUGGUCGGCGUCAUGUCCGACGAGCUGCGGCUGACGCUGCGGCCGCGCCGCGACUAGGCGGCGCGCGGCCGGCGGCGUCGGCCCGCCGCGGGGUGCUGGGUCUGCUCCGGCAGAGGUCCCGGCCAGUCGAGACUGGGUCCUGAGUCGGCGCGAGGUCAUCAGCCCGGCUCACAGGCGCUGGGCCGGUCUGGGAACACUGGAGCGAUCCAGGAACACUGAACUGGUCUGGAAACACUGGGCCGGUCUGGGAACGCUGAACUGGUCUGGAAACACCGGGCCGGUCUGGGAAUACUGGAACGAUCCAGAAACACUAAACCGGUCUGGAAACACUGGGCCGGUCUGGGAACACUGGGCCGGUCUGGGAACGCUGAACUGGUCUGGGAACACCGGACCGGCCUGGGAACACUGGGACGAUCCAGAAACACUGAACUGGUCUAGGAACACUGGGCCGGUCUGGGAACACUGAGCCGGUCUGGGAAGGGCCGGUCUAGGAACACUGAACCAGUCCAGUGAUGCUGGGCUGGUCUGGGACCAUCUGUCUGGUCCAGCGAGUCCAGUCUGGUCCAGGGCCAGUCUGAUCCAGGGAUUCAGCCUGGUCCAGGUGCUAGUCUGGUCCAGGGGCCAGUCUGAUCCAGGGAUUCAGCCUAGUCCAGGUGCCAGUCUGAUCCGGGGAUUCAGCCUGGUCCAGGUGCCAGUCCGGUCCAGGGGCCAGUCUGAUCCAGGGAUUCAGCCUGGUCCAGGUGCUAGUCUGGUCCAGGGGCCAGUCUGAUCCGGGGAUUCAGCCUGGUCCAGGUGCCAGUCCGGUUCAAGUAGUCCAGCCUGAUCAGAAUCCCCUGCCGCAGUCCUUGUUCACCAGCAUGACUCGGGGCAUCAGUCUGGACCGGGGACACGAGACCUGACCGAGCAUAGUGGCGCACCGAGAGGAGAGGGACACCGCGUCCCGCUCUCACCGCAGAGACGAUCAAACAGGGUACGUGCUUUUGUUGCUGGUUGUGAGCUUCGCUGCUGCUGUCGCGCUGGCGUUGUCUGUGGCUGUUUCGUUGUUGAUUGUUGGUGGGUGUGUUUCGUACCUCGUUCUGCUGCCGAGAGCACAAAUCUCGGCUCCACCACGCCCGCACAUGUCCGGUUUCAUCAGCUGACCCGACCGCCAAGCAAUCGCCGAUGACAGGCGCCAAACACGCACCUGUGUGACCUUUUGUUUGCUCUUAAGCGUUCUAUUUUCCACUGGGACCUGUUGCCAUUGCUGGCGGACGUAAAUGGGCAUGAGCGGGCGCGGCGGGCAGACGGCUGGAAAUGGUGGUUUCAUGGAGUAUGAAUCUCUCCGCCCACUCUGCUGCAGUGGAGCACCUUGUUAUAAUUACAUCUCUGGUUCAGCGCCUGUGCGAUUCAAGCCUAACCGAUGCUU